AUGGACCUUGUUCUUCUUUCGACUAGCAAGUUCUUAUCUGGUCAGUUUAAAAUAGAAAGGCUUUGGGAUCCCAGAAAAAUAACAAGUGUGAAUGUUGAUAGAAAAUCAACACGCAAUCAAGCAGGCAUCACAAAUCGCUGGCGCAUACCAGCACCUCUGGGGUCUGAUAUGAUGGGGCGAACCCAGGCUAUUAAAGCUAUCCAAGUUUGCUUCAAUGAGUCAUUGCAAAGAAUAUUGACAGCUGAUGUCCCAAUUUCCAGCUGGUACAAAUACAGUGAUAGGUGUGCUUCUCCAUCUCAUAUUCCCACCUGUAUGCCCUAUCUUCCAAAGUGCUAUCCUACGUCUAAAUCUAAAUCUGACAGUACUCUUGAACCAAUCUUCUCUAGAAAGAGUUUUAAUGUGUCUGAAUCCUUUAUAAGAAAGGACCUCAUAUAUUGCUAUUCAAGUAAGGUGACAGAAGACAAGAAUCCAGAUGUCGUCUUACAAUGUCUAGACUCCUUCUGGGAGCUACACAGUCAAUAUUUGUUAAAAUCAAAACUGCUGCUAGAACUACUAACUACUGCCGAUGAGUCGAAAAAUAAAAUUUGCAGGAACAUUGCCAAAAAUACAACAGACAUUCAUCAAAAAGGGAGUUUAUUUUAUUGCAAUUCAGAAGAUAAAAGUUGUCCACUCCAAACCCGCAAGUCCCAAACUUCUGUUCACUGCAACCAAAGGACACAAUCUGCCCAGUGGGUCCUCAAGCCACAGUCAAAUAUUUCAUUGAAACAGCUGAAGAAUAUGGUGAACAUAAAGCUUGAUAUUGAAGAUCAGCAUAUUACUAAAGAAGCAUUUGCUGUUGCUUUGGGAAACUUGUACAAUGCUGAACUAGAAGUGGAUGUGAAAUAUGCUGUGAGUGUCCUGACUGCUGCUUCAAUUCUGAAAUUUCCAACUCUGUUUCAAAAGUGUGUCUCCGUCAUGAUGAAUAACAUAAAUUCCACCACUGUAUGCCAUUUUCUUACAGCUGCCCUCAAGUACAACCUGGACCUUCUAAUGCACGACUGUGAGAGGUGGCUGGAGUUAAACCUUACUGUGCAUCUCAGAUAUGAGGCCAAUUUCCGUGACCUACAAUUGGAUUUCCUGCAUAAAAUAUUGCUAUCGCCCAGAUUGUUCACUUUUAGUGAAUACCAUGUCCUACAAACUGUCCUCUGCUGGAUUUUCCUUCAGAUGAACCCCAAGGUACGGAUAAUGCCAUCAUACAACGGCAUCUUAACGUAUUUUAUCAGUUUGCCGAAGACAAGUGUCUUCUUGGAAAAGGAAAUUGGAGAAAGGUUCCUAGCGCUGUUUAAAGCUCUCCGCCUGCACGGGAUAACAGAGACUAAGCAUCUUGAAGAGCUGCAGCAAAUCAAUUUGUUCCCACAGGCUUGGCUGCUGCAGAUACUUACCCACAACUACCAUGCACUACAGCAUGGGGGGGACAUGCCAUUCCUGAAAGACUUUUCCACUCAAGCUAUCCGAUUUGGAUUCAUCAUUACAGAGGAGCCACAGUACUACUCAGAAAUGAUUGCACACUGUGGAUUUUAUUUUGAACUAAAAGCUGUUCAGGAAAGAAAGAAAUCUAUCUACAGCUUUUACAUACAGAGACUAAAACACACAGACUCGAGUUUGCCCUUCAGAAUUUGUGAACGCUAUGCGUUUAGUUUACGCCAGGAACGUGAAAUUCAGUAUGCAAUUCAAGUACAGUCAUUGGUUGAUGAACGAUGGCAAGUCUUUAAUUCUGGGAAACAGACCCAGAAAUUUGGCGUUACUAAAAAGACAUGCCACAGUCAGGUCCUGAUGAUUGCUGGACUCACCAUGCCUAUUUUUGUGACUUUUGCUCUUCUUUUUCCCGCAUCGUGACACAGAGCCAAAGGGAAGGGAACCUUCGAACUGUCUAAAAUUUCUGAAUUAAAAAAAAAAUAACACA
Callorhinchus milii (elephant shark) is the source of this 1942-nucleotide messenger RNA. It is a transcript of the gene btbd16, whose product is annotated as BTB (POZ) domain containing 16. The coding region runs from base 1 to 1875 and encodes 624 amino acids. The transcript has 16 exons. The record is from RefSeq and is a predicted model, not a curated record. Lineage: Eukaryota; Metazoa; Chordata; Chondrichthyes; Chimaeriformes; Callorhinchidae.